CUUCGUUCUCAAAAUCUUGUCGCUUCUUUCGUCUCUGCGUUUAUCUCUAUCGGGAUCGAAAUAGCAACUUUACGUCCGCGAUUUGAUCGAAUAGUCUGCUUCUAUGCCAUUUUGCCGAGGUCAAGUGUGGUAACCUCAGUGAGUUAUUUAAGUAAACUUCUACGAUUCAGCUGGUUGUGAAAAAGCUUUCUUGUUGAAUGUUUGAGGUCUUGCAGCUUUCAUUAGAAAAUGGGACAAGUUAAGGGAUGUUGGAAAUUAGGACGAAUGCUUCCAAGGGAUAAGUCUGCAAACUCCUACAACGUCUCCCUUCUGUUAUCUCCGGUUGUUUCUGUUUGGGAUUGUAUCGUCCGUAAAAUGAGGUAUACCUACAUACCUGAGUGGGUGUAGUAGUCAUUGAGAUCAUCGCGCUCCCUGGUUCAGUGAGAGUGGUUUUAGUUAUUCAGUUGGUAGAAGAAGAAGCAAGAUACCAUUAUGUAUACGUUUUAGUUUUUACUCUUUGUAGAGUAUCCAAAAGCCAGGCAAACAAAGACUUUUAGCAAUCAUGGAUAACAGUAGCUUGAUGCAGCCGAUUGUUAGAAAAGCCAGGAAGAAGAAAGUAAAACAUGAAGUGGACCGAAUCAAACAAGCUGAGAAGAAAAAGAGACGUCUUGAGAAAGCUAUUGCUACUUCUGCAGCGAUUCGGGCUGAGCUAGAGAAGAAGAAGCAAAUGAAGAAGGAAGGACGGCUAGACGCAGCAGUUGAAGAAGAUUCAGCAGAUGCUGCAAACAAUAAGCAGGAGAGAGACGAACUGGAGUGUAGCAAACAAGCAGAGAAGAAAAAUAAAAAUAUUCGGCUGGAGAAAUCCAUCGCUACUUCUGCAGCCAUCAUGGCUGAGCUAGAGAAGAAGAAGCUUAGAAAACUUGAGGAACAAAAGAGAUUGGAUGAGGAAGGUGCCGCCAUUGCUGAGAAGAAAAAGAGACGUCUUGAGAAAGCUAUUGCUACUUCUGCAGCGAUCCGCGCUGAGCUAGAGAAGAAGAAGCAAAUGAAGAAGGAAGGACAGCUAGACGCAGCAGUUGAAGAAGAUUCAGCAAAGAAUAAGCAGGAGAGAGACGAACUGGAGCGUAUCAAACAAGCAGAGAGGAAAAAGAGACGUCUUGAGAAAUCCAUCGCUACUUCUGCAGCCAUCAGGGCUGAGCUAGAGAAGAAGAAGCUUAGAAAACUUGAGGAACAAAGGAGAUUGGAUGAGGAAGGUGCCGCCAUAGCAGAGGCUGUUGCUCUGCACGUCUUACUUGGCGAAGAUUGUGACGACUCAUACCGAAACACGCUAAACCAAGAAACAGGUUUCAAGCCAUGGGACUCAACUACCAAAUUCAAUCUUUUUGGUGGUGGAAGAAACAUAUUUUGUCCUCACCAACGGUGCUCGAGCUAUGCGGUUCAUAGUAAUAACAGAACAAGAGAGAGUAACUGGUCGUCAGUCUCAUAUGAGCCUUUCGCAAGGGGAUGGGAUAAUAACAACAACAACAACAACAUGAGAAUAUCAGCUGAUUUGAUUGCUGCUCAAGCUGUGUCGUCACUACAGAUCUCUGAGAAUACUGACGUUGACGCCAUUGUCUUCAAUGGGAUGUUCAGAAGAUGACAGUUUCAAAAUUCCCAAAGAAUAAAGCAUUUGUAACUUAUUAAAAGUUGUGCUGUUUUUAUUUUACAUACCAAAAAAACAUUUUCGUCUCUUACACUGUGAAAAUACUUUCAUCUCUCUUUGGCUUAUUACUGAAGUGAGACUCAUAUCAUAUGAUCUGUGAUUUUGUUUC
This is a messenger RNA of Arabidopsis lyrata subsp. lyrata, 1787 nucleotides long. Its product is annotated as calponin homology domain-containing protein DDB_G0272472. Lineage: Eukaryota; Viridiplantae; Streptophyta; Magnoliopsida; Brassicales; Brassicaceae. The transcript is spliced from 3 exons. The record is from RefSeq and is a predicted model, not a curated record. Bases 542 to 1615 code for a protein of 357 amino acids.